GUUAUUUAAUUUUACCAAUUGUAAAGUACUAUUUAUGGAGACCGCUUUUUUAUAGUUCUCUUUUUACGAUGAAGAUUUGAAAUGUAAAUCAGUGAAUGUUAAAAUAGCGCUGAUAAGCAUAGCUGAACUUAACCAGUGCAGUAGUUAAUUUGUAUAAUAUAUGCUGUAAACAAACACACACACACACAACAGCUCUUUCCUUUCCACUAUAGUAAAAAAGUGUGAAGUGUAGUGUAAAAUUCGUGAAAUCAAACAAUUAUAGCGCAAAGUUCAAUAAUAAAAUAUCAACACGAAUUAUAUUAGAUAAUGUAUAUGUUUUCACCUAGAUUACAAGUGCGAACUAACCGAUAAUCUACAUAUAUACUGUGAGAUUAAGCAUCAAAUGUGCAAUGCUACGUUAUCUAUGACGGCUACUAACAACACAAAAAGUAGUAAUUGUGUAUUGAAUGAGUAACUGCGGACUGGAGCGGCUGCUGUGUUUCAGUACUCUUGUGGAGCUCAACGUUAACGGUUAAGAAAUUUGUAAUCGUAGAAAGCUUGAUCUCGUCUUAAUUGAAGUGUAGUAAAAGAAAAACUUGUUUAAAAUGCCAUCACACAUAGUAAAUCCAGAUUUACAAAAGGAACGUGACAGAGCUUCCUUCAAUACGCAAGAAUUCACAUACUGGUGGGUUGGAGGCAAAGAAAAGUAUGAAGCGAAGAAGAAACUGGAGAAAUUAUUCUUGGAAGACCCCGAGCUGCAGGAUGACCUACCCAUCUCGCACAUGUCACCCAAGGAGCUGUACGAACACAGUGUGCGAAAAGCAGUAAUUAUUGCCAGAAAGCUACGCGCGUUGCGCGCUGAAGGCGAAGACGAUGUGGAUACAUACGCCGCACUCUUUGGCGGCGCACUGGGCUCUGCGCUCAUCAAAGAAGGCAAUCCAAUGAUGCUUCAUUUCGUAAUGUUCGUGCCCACGAUAAUGGGUCAAGGUACGAUUGAACAGCAAAUCGAAUGGCUAACUAAAGCUUGGGAUUGUAAUAUACUUGGCACAUACGCACAGACUGAAUUGGGACACGGCACCUUCUUGCGCGGCUUGGAAACACGUGCCGACUAUGAUGCCAGCACACAAGAGUUUGUUUUGAAUACGCCCACCAUCAGCGCCUACAAGUGGUGGCCCGGUGGCAUGGGUCAUACGGCAAAUCAUGCAAUUGUCGUCGCACAACUGUACACCAAAGGCGAAUUCCGUGGGCUGGCUCCUUUUAUUGUGCAAUUGCGUGAUUUGGAGACGCAUAUGCCGAUGCCGGGUAUUGAUGUUGGUGAUAUUGGUCCGAAAAUAGGCAUGAAGUCAGUCAACAAUGGCUAUUUAGGAUUGAAAAAUGUACGCACACCGUUGAAUAACAUGCUGAUGAAGAACCAGAAGGUAUUACCCGAUGGCACUUAUGUGGCGCCAAAAAAUAGCGUACUCACCUACGGCACCAUGAUGUUUGUGCGUUGCGCGCUCAUACGCGACCUGUCACAAACGUUGGCGAAGGCGUCUACCAUUGCGAUGCGUUACUCGGCGGUGCGUCGUCAAAGCCCGAUCGACCCAAAUGAGCCCGAGCCACAAAUCAUCGAACACACGACACAACAAUUGAAAGUUUUUCCACAAAUCGCAAAGGCGAUUGUUUUCAAAACAGCCGGCGAACACAUUUGGAACAUGUUCAAUAAUGUUACCGGCGAAUUGGAGCAAGGCAAUAUGGAUCGGUUGCCGGAAAUGCAUGCGCUCUCUUGUUGCCUAAAAGCGAUCACCAGCGCAGACUCAGCGGCUGCGGUUGAGGUGUGUCGGCUGUCUUGCGGUGGUCACGGCUAUAUGGAUUGCUCCAAUUUUCCCACCAUUUAUGGCAUGACAACUGCUGUGUGCACCUAUGAGGGCGAGAACACAGUGAUGCUGCUACAGACGGCACGUUAUCUGGUCAAAGUCUACGCACAGGCGUUGAAUGGCGAACCCUUGGUGCCGACAAUGGAAUAUUUACGAAAGCCGAUUGAAAACAAGAAUUUUGGCAGUUUCGAUGGCUCAUUGGAGACCAUCGUGCGCGCCUUUCAAUUUGUGGCGGCGAACAAAGUGCGAAUAGCUUAUGAACGCAUGGAAAAACAUCGUAAACAAGGUCAAGAGCCGGAAGCGGCGGCCAAUAUGGUGGGCAUUGAAUUGACGCAAGCAGCGGAUUUACAUGGUCGCGCUUUCAUCGUACAAUCGGCAUACAGCGAGUUGAAUCAGCUCAUACGACAAGUCUCACCUGAACUAGGCGCUGUGUUGCAAGCCAUCUUAGAGCUUUAUUUGUUAGAUGCCUGCUUGGCGCGAAUUGGCGAUUUUCUCAGAUUUAUCAACCUAACCGAUGAAGCUAUUACCAAAUUGGAGCUACGUCUUCAGGAUUGUCUCAGACGUUUGCGUCCGAAUGCUGUGGCCCUUGUUGACAGCUUUGAUGUGCACGAUCGCGUGUUGGACUCAGCAUUGGGUGCAGCAGAUGGGCGCGUCUACGAACGUAUUUUCGAGUCAGCCAAGAAAAAUCCGCUGAAUCGUGAGCCGGUGAACAAAACAUUCCAUCAGUAUUUGAAGCCAUUUAUGAAGGCGAAUUUGUAGGUGAAUGACUACUAACACACUCACAUAUGUACCACACAUGUACACACACAUACAUACAAGUUAUAAGUGUAUAUUAUGGAUUCUUAAACGCGCUGUACAUAAUAAAAUAUUUUUCUUCAUUUUAAUUAAUGAAAAUAAAUUUAAGUGCCUUAAAAUCUUAAA
Anastrepha obliqua is the source of this 2756-nucleotide messenger RNA. It is a transcript of the gene ACOX1, whose product is annotated as probable peroxisomal acyl-coenzyme A oxidase 1. The record is from RefSeq and is a predicted model, not a curated record. Gene Ontology annotation, biological process: fatty acid beta-oxidation using acyl-CoA oxidase; lipid homeostasis. Bases 585 to 2594 code for a protein of 669 amino acids. Gene Ontology annotation, cellular component: peroxisome. NCBI's taxonomy places the organism in Eukaryota, Metazoa, Arthropoda, Insecta, Diptera, Tephritidae. Gene Ontology annotation, molecular function: FAD binding; acyl-CoA oxidase activity; fatty acid binding. The transcript has 9 exons.